GUCCCAGUGGGAAGAGAGCACAAACAGCUAAGAUGAACGAAGGUAUAACAAGCAGAAUUGUGGCUUUGCAGUUCUUCAUUCAGAUUGCAACCACAGCCAAGCUGGUAUGUUAUUUUACCAACUGGUCACAGUACAGAACUGGUCAGGGGAAAUACCUGCCAGAAAACAUAGACCCCUUCCUCUGUUCCCACCUGGUUUAUGCCUUCGCCAUCAUCAACCAUGCCAACGAGAUAACUGAAUAUGAGUGGAAUGAGAAAAACCUCUACAAAUCUUUCACUGAGCUCAAGAACAGAAACCCCAGAUUGAAGACUUUACUGUCGGUCAGAGAGGAGAACGAAGGAUCUCAGUUCUCCGUCAUGGUGUCCACUCCAGCUAACCGUCAGACAUUCAUCAAGUCUUCAAUCAGGUUCCUGAGGACUCAUGGAUUUGAUGGUCUGGAUUUGGACUGGGAGUACCCUGGAGCUGCUGGAAGUCCUGCAGAGGACAAGCAGAGGUUCACUCUUCUCUGCAAGGAGCUUUCAGAGGCCUAUGAAGCAGAGAGUGAAGGAGGAAGUAACACACAACUGAUGAUCUCUGCAGCCGUGGCUGCACAAGCAGAUAUUAUUGAUACAGGAUAUGAAAUCUCUAAAAUAUCAGAGUACCUGGACUUCAUCAGUGUGAAGACUUUUGACCUCCAUGGUGGUCAAGUGACAGCCCACCACAGUUCACUCUACACUGACAACAAAGCAAACAUAGAUUAUGUAAUGCGGUACUGGAUGGAGCGUGGAGCCCCAGCAGGGAAGUUGUUGCUUGGUUGUCCCAUUAAUGCUCGUUCCUUUACGCUCUCCACCCCGGCGACAGGCCUAGGGGCCCCAAUCAGUGGCCCUGCCGUUCCUGGGCCCUACACCCAGCAGAUUGGUGUCUGGUCUUACUAUGAGACCUGCUCCUUCUUGAAAGGCACCACAGUUCAGUGGCUCGAGGAUCAGAAAGUUCCCUUCGCAGUCAAGAGCAAUCAGUGGGCCGGCUUUGAUAACCAGAGGAGCUUUGAUGCUAAGGUGGACUAUCUGAAGAGCAGGCAGCUGGGAGGAGCUGCUGUGUGGACACUGGAUAUGGAUGACUUCUCUGGACAGUUCUGUGCACAGGGCAAAUAUCCGCUGAUAUCACAUCUAAAACGUAAACUCAGUGAAGACUGGCCAACACAGGAAACAACUCCUGCUGUAUUCCCCACAACCUCUCCUUCUGAAAACACACAACCCACACAGGAGCAAGUCACCACAGACAGCACCCCCGCCACAACAAAGACAGACAACGGCUGCUUGCAGAACAUCACCGUUGUGUAUCCUGACAGUAGAUUCUGCAUGCACAGAGUUGAUGGGUUGUAUGUAAAAUCAGACAAUCCAAUGACAUUCUACAGAUGCUCACAGAGGAAGACAUACAUCACAAAGUGCCACACUCUGGGAGCAGGCCACAGCAGUGCAGCAACAGCUAUAUCAUCAAAGAAUUUGAUUAUAGUCAGCUUUGCCAUAGCAAGUGUGUGGAGUAACAGGUGAUUUUGCUUUUUAUGCAUUAAGUUUACAGUUAGUAAGCUCCUGGUUUACUACGAAAGACCUUAUAAAGCUGUCAAGCAGGUCCUCUGAGACAAAUAAGAUGCAUUUUGAGUGAGUCAAGUAUGUAUUUUCAUAUAUAACCCAGAGUUUAGACUCAUGUUUAUUGUAGCUGCUAUGCAUUGUCAGAAUUUGUGUCAGACUCUAAGCUGAUAAUCUUUAAAGUUAAAUAUGUCUGUCACUCAGUAAAUCAUAAUUAGGUAACACUGUUUAAACA
Larimichthys crocea (large yellow croaker) is the source of this 1800-nucleotide messenger RNA. RefSeq names its product chitinase-3-like protein 1. The coding region runs from base 33 to 1529 and encodes 498 amino acids. The record is from RefSeq and is a predicted model, not a curated record. Gene Ontology annotation, molecular function: hydrolase activity, hydrolyzing O-glycosyl compounds; chitin binding. Lineage: Eukaryota; Metazoa; Chordata; Actinopteri; Sciaenidae. The transcript has 11 exons. Gene Ontology annotation, biological process: carbohydrate metabolic process. Gene Ontology annotation, cellular component: extracellular region.